Messenger RNA from Contarinia nasturtii (swede midge), 1604 nucleotides. RefSeq names its product pickpocket protein 28-like. Gene Ontology annotation, molecular function: ligand-gated sodium channel activity. The transcript is spliced from 8 exons. Gene Ontology annotation, biological process: sodium ion transmembrane transport. The record is from RefSeq and is a predicted model, not a curated record. Gene Ontology annotation, cellular component: membrane. Bases 140 to 1546 code for a protein of 468 amino acids. Lineage: Eukaryota; Metazoa; Arthropoda; Insecta; Diptera; Cecidomyiidae.
AUCGCGUGGUAGUAUUUUUCAUUAUAAAAUUGUUGAAAUAUGAGUGAAUUUAAUCAAAUAGUAUAAAAUAAAAGUGCAUUUCGUAGCCCAUUUUAAGAAUUUCUUUCAUUGUGCCUAGUUAAAAAAUAAAGAAAUCAAAAUGAGCAUUCAAAAUAUAUUCGAUAGAAUUUGGUCGAUAUUUGCGUUCGGACUAUCGCUUUAUUUUUGUGGAUGUUUAAAUCAGAACAUUGGGGUGAACUGUGACACAAUAUCGGAAUAUGCCAGUUUUGAAGGAAAACUUACUCCAGUAUGGUCGAUACCGUUUCCAGCUGUGACAAUUUGCCCCGAGACAAAAAGCUAUAAGGAAAAAUUAAACAUUACCGAUGCAUUCCAUAGAUUAAUGGAGCAAAAAAACAUGACUGAAGAAGAAUUGCUACAAAUGCAGUCUGUGCUCCAAAUUUGCGAUCCACAUUUGACUGAGAAUUUUUCGCUGGACCAAGAAUUUGCGUCAAACGAUAUUUAUUCCAUAAUCAAAAAUCUUGCACCCAACAUGUUUGACACGUUGUUCUACUGCAAAUGGCGCAAUAAAUUUAGUUUUUGCUAUGAACAUUACAAACCUGUUCUCACCGAAGAAGGUCUUUGCUUUACAUUUAAUGCCCUCGACCCAUGGGAUAUUUACACUGAUGAAAUGGCCAAAGAUAUAAUGAUCCCAACGAAUAAGGAAAAUUACAACGAAAUAUAUCCACAUCGAGGUUACGUUGGUGGAGCGAAAUCGGGCCUUUUCACAUUGCUCCGAUUGUAUGAAGAAAAUAUGGAUUAUGUAUGCCGUGGACCAGUUCAAGGAUUUAAAGUUCUUUUACAUCACCCAGCCGAAGUUCCACAAAUAUCAAAAUAUUAUUUCCGUGUGCCUUUAUCGCAGGAAGUUUUGGUAUCAGUAAAACCACAAAUGAUCACCACAUCCGAAAAACUACAAGAUUACAGCGCAGAAAGACGACAGUGCUAUUUCAAGGACGAGCGACAAUUGAGAUUCUUUAAAGUUUAUACGCAGCGAAAUUGUGAAUUAGAGUGUUUAUCGAAUUUCACAAAGAAUGAAUGCGGUUGUGUCAAAUUUUCAAUGCCAAGAGAUACAGACACGCCUAUCUGUGGCUUUGAUAAAAUCAAAUGCUACCAAGACGCAGAGGAUACGUUGUAUGAAAAAGUGUUUGUUGAAGGUUUGAAAAAUGUGCAUUCCGUUGCAACUGGUUGCAAUUGUAUGCCAUCGUGUACAUCGAUUUCUUAUGAUGCCGACAUAUCAGAGGCCAACUUCAGCUGGGAAGAAUUAUUCGGAGCAUUCAAAAAUCCAUUGGAUGAAUUCAAUGUAAUGGGACUUUCUCGUUUAUCUAUCUUCUUUAAAGAACCACAUUUUAUGACAUUGAAACGAUCAGAACUACUUGGUCCAACUGAUAGCACGCAAACGCAAGAGUUUUCAGGUUCGGAAAAUAGCGUAGAGGACCGAAAGGACACUAAUAUCUCAGAUAAUCUAGUGUGGGAUGAUAUAGCGACAUCGACAGAAGAAAAUAGUCUUUAAAUUUUAUUUUCUCCAAAUUUUUGUGCAAUAUACAAAUAUAUCUCAAAUCAAGCGAAAA